CAGCAGCAGCCAAGCAUCCAAUUUCCAUUCAUUUUUUUUUUGUUCGUUAAUUUCGCUGUGCACGUGCGUUGAAAACAUUUUCAGCCACAAACUGCGCAAUGGAUCAUCACACAUAUGCAAAAAGUGGCUCCAAAAAGUGGUCUGUGGAGGAGAAGCGUCUGCUUGUCACAAAGCGCAUCGAGGCAGAAGAUUUGUUCGCCAAAUACUCGUCCAAGCAAGCGGAGCCAUGGAAAAAGUUCAAGGACAUGGCCAAAAUUGGCGACUACAGCGAACGGGCGCUGCGCAAACAGUGGCUAAACAUGGUUCAGCGCUAUCGCGUCCAAAAGUCCAAUAUGCAGGCGACGCCGCUGAACAAGCAAUGCAUAGAUGUGCUCAACGAGGAAUGGGAGUUCUUUGGGGAGAUACACGCGUACAUGAACCAAAAGACCACCGACCUGCACUCGUAUGCGCUCAAGGAGCCCAACGUCCAGGAGCACGCGCACAACAACAAUAUGGCCAUUCGUGGCGUUGUCAAUGAUCACAGUUUUGGUACAGCGAUAGCGGCGCCAAACAGCGCUCGCAAACAUAUGCGUUGCCAAUUGCAGUCGGUUGAGGCUGCGGUCGAUGUGGAGCUCGACUAUGCACUUGCUAUGCCAGAUGAGCAGCAGCAGCAGCAGCAGCAGCAGCAGCACGAGGAGCUGGACAAGAGCUGUGAUGCCAUCCUAAUUGGCAAGCAAGUGCGACAGCUGUCAAAUAGGCGCUACGGCGAGAGCUAUCCAUCGGACAUAUACACGGACUCGGAUUCAGAGGAGAGCUCACAGCCCUCCGAUCCGGUGGCCGUUGAGGUGUCCGACUUAUCGGAGGCGGAGUCUAUUUUGGGCUCGCCCUUGCCAGCGAAAUCAGCUUCGGACAUAUGCGAGACAACCGCUGUGGAGCAGUUAACCGCUAACUACGAGUCUGCAUCUGGAUCAGUGCCGCUCGACGAAGGCGAGCGAGCCAAGUCGUCAAGCUGGUCAGGAUCAGCAACGCUGACGGCCAGGCCGUUAUCGUCAAACAGAAAGCGUAAGGCGUUGACCGAAAGGGAAAAAUAUUACAGACAUCGCCGCCGCUACGAGCAUCGCAUGGAGCUGCGUCUCGGCGGCCUCUGCAAAGUGGCCGGCCAGCUGUUGGAGCAGCUGGUGCCUGGCGUGAAUGUGACGCCGCUGCUGAUGAACAUCUACAAUACCGUUGACUACAACUGCAACAGCAGCUGUGACGAUGAUGACAACGACGACGACGACGACAACACCGAUGAGGAUGACAUUGGCCAGCCAUGAGGCGGCUAAGUUAGAAGUUUGGAUGGAAGCUUAAGAUGCUGAACAUCAUGUUCCUUUUAAAAAAUGAAUCAUAUAUUGCUUUAUUUACACACGCACAUACACACACACACACACACACCACACACACACACGAUCCUGGCUGUUAUUUUCGUAAGGCAAACACACACAACACAAGACACAGGCACGACAGGUAAAAACAUGAACUGUAUUUAAAGAAAAGACUUGAAAAGCAUGAAACGCUAUAAGCUCUAGAUAGUUCAAAAUAUGAUCUCCCUAAGAUCAUCAAGAAUUAUUAUAGAUACUCGCGUAUUGUUAUUGAAAGGCAAAUAAAAAAAUAACACACACGAACAUACUAUCAAAAAAUGAAAAUAUAUAUAUACAAAAGUUAUAUAUAUAUAUGUAAUUAUCGGCAACGGAUUGAAAACAGCAGAAAGCAAAAGCGAAAUUAGAUUUUGGAAAGUUGAGGGAUUAAAUUAUUGACUAUUACAAUGUUACCCACAUAAACAAAUGCUAUUCUAUCUCGUUUACAUGUAUAAUAUGCUAUAUAUAUUUGAUCAGACGAUUGGCACAGUUUAAAAGUAGCUUGCAAUUGAAUGAUGUCUGAUCACUUAAAAUUAUAUUUCAUUAAUAUAGUUUUUGAAGCAACAAGCUAACUUUUAAGCAAGCGCACUGGCUGCCAAGGCCUAUAACAUUAUAAAAGAAAAUUAAUAAUCUAGAAUGUAAUUUGAAUCUGAAUUCCUGACUUUAGUUACCCGCAUGAUCGAGUCGUGCGCUGGGCCCAUGAAAUAUGAUAUGUAUUAGGGCUUUAAUUUGUUCUAUAUAAGGCAACCUCAUGGUGGCUACCUAAUAUUAUAUAUAUAUAUACAUAUAUAUCUGUGUAAUUAAAAACGUGUUGAAAAUAUAAACGUCAUUCGGUUUGAAAAA
This is a messenger RNA of Drosophila virilis, 2219 nucleotides long. RefSeq lists its product as uncharacterized. The record is from RefSeq and is a predicted model, not a curated record. Lineage: Eukaryota; Metazoa; Arthropoda; Insecta; Diptera; Drosophilidae.